This is a messenger RNA of Aspergillus ruber CBS 135680, 315 nucleotides long. RefSeq lists its product as uncharacterized. The record is from RefSeq and is a predicted model, not a curated record. The transcript has a single exon. Bases 1 to 315 code for a protein of 104 amino acids. Lineage: Eukaryota; Fungi; Ascomycota; Eurotiomycetes; Eurotiales; Aspergillaceae.
AUGCAACCUGCAGAGAUUGUGGCUUAUCAAGGGAACCAUCUUCUUUUUGAAUGCUGGAAAUGGCGACAGCAACGAAACAAGCUCUACAGGGAUCUGGAGCUGGAUGGGGUUAUGAGACCCACUGCUGCAGAGGAGCACCCGCAGGGACGACUUCUGGGAGAGCCCAGAGCUACCAAGGCGCUGCUACAAUUCCUAGCCAGUACCAGUGUAGCUCUACCCCGAGCACACCUACGGCGGACGGCAGAAAGAGCCCAAAAGGACGAUGAACGGGGACUGGAAGCAUUGGAGGAGGCGAUCAGAACAGGAGAAGGGUAG